Dreissena polymorpha is the source of this 1509-nucleotide messenger RNA. RefSeq lists its product as uncharacterized. The transcript has a single exon. The coding region runs from base 19 to 1509 and encodes 496 amino acids. Gene Ontology annotation, molecular function: 3'-5'-RNA exonuclease activity. Lineage: Eukaryota; Metazoa; Mollusca; Bivalvia; Myida; Dreissenidae. The record is from RefSeq and is a predicted model, not a curated record.
AAUGCAGAGGUGAUCGCCAUGAUCAAAAACAGAGGCAUGAGUGAAACAUGCAAAGUUUUGUUAAUGGAACAACAAGAAAAUACUAACAGAUGUGCUAUUAUGAAAUCUCUAGAACGAUUAUAUAGCAAAUAUCAACAUUUGAACAAAAAUAAAGCGCGAGUCAAAGGAAAAGAAAAUUUAAAAAGAUUCAUGGAUACCAAAUACACAUGUCCUGAAAAUCAAGUCAAAUCAGAUGCACACAUUAACUUAAAACCUCUUAGCCAGAUCUGUCCAAUUAAUGAUCCGAAAUCAACAGAAACACUAUCCACUGUUGUAUUAAGUAUAGCAAGUGAACUGGGAGAAAAAAAUUCUGAGAAUUUGCAGAUGAAAGAUGAAUUGGAGACUGUGAUUGAAGAGAACACAAAUUUAUGUCUCAAUUUAGAUGAACAAUCAAGGAUAAUACAAGACAGAAACAGACAAUUAAAAAGAACAUCAAGUAGGGAGAUUUAUUGGAGAGAGAAAUGUCAGAAAUUAAAUUAUGAUGAAAGAAUUUACACUGAAGAUGAUAUGAUAACCAAACACAUGACAAUAGCAGGACUUGAAAAACAAGUUAAAGACAAAAACAAACAAAUAAAAGAAUUAAAUGAAAGACUAUCUGAAUUGGAAGUUGAGAACUGUAAACUUAAAAAGACUAAAGAGGCAAUCAUUUUUGAUGAAGAAAGUAAAACUUACAGCACUGAUGCUCAUUUAUGUGUAUAUUCAUUAUUAAAUUGCAAUGUAGCAUUUGAACAAAUUGGACAAGUAAUGUCAGCAGUUCUUAAUUUAGUAAAUAUUCAGCCAAAUAAAUUGCCAUCUGUUGGAACAAUUCAUAAUUGGUCGAUUGAACGUGGAUUAAUAUCAAAAAAACAAAUGGCAGAUUUAGUAACAAAAGAAAAUACAACCUUGCAUAGUGAUGAAACUUCAAAAUAUGGCACUAAAUGGGGAGCAUUUGCAACAAGAGAUGAUGAUGGUUGUUACACUCUUCUCGGUUUGCAAGAAAUGGCAACAAAGUCAAGUGAUGACACUUUAGAUACAUUUAAAAACAUACUCAAAGAUAUAGAGAGUGUUUCUUCUGAUGGUGUUGGAAACAAAAUAUUAUUCAAUAUAAAAAAUACUAUGUCCGAUCGUGCAUCUACUGAAAAAAAAUUCAAUGAAUUACUUAAAGAUUACAGAAAUUCUAUAUUACCAGAAGUAUUUAAUAAUUAUGAUUCAUUUUGUGAAGAAGAAAAAAUUGCAUAUUCUGAAAUGAAUAAUUUUUUUUGUGGACUCCACACUCUUGUUCAUUUAGCUGAAACUGCUCAAAAAACAUUAUUAGAAACAGAAAAAUUACAUUUCAACAAUGACAUUCCUAAACUAAAUAAACAUUUUGAUAAACCUUCUCAGCCAGGUACAAUACGGCUUAUUCAUACAUCUUGCAAAGCAUUUGCAAGACGGGGUGAUGCAAAGAACGGUUGCCAUAGUAACUUUUUAACUUUUCUGAGUGACACUUAA